UAGUCGCGGAGAGGUUGCUUCCAAAGUCAGCGAGAAAACAUCACGUACAUUACCAUAGUUGGCGGCCGCUUUCGGUGUUGGGCUCACUAUGAAUUUGAAAGUUUUGUUCGCCGUCUUGGCGGUCGCUUUGGUAGCGAUCAUUGCUCUGAACUGGAUCCUGCUGGUGGGGAUUUCGAACACGAAAGUUUGUGUGAAACGCAGCCCCUACGAUGAACUCGGCAAUAUGAUGGAGCAGCGCCAGCAGAAAGAGAUCUUUGCCGAUCUCAGCCCCAGAGAGCUGAUGCAGGUCGUGCAAUACCUGAAGCAGCACCUGGGUGUGAUCCUGGUGAACUACACCCAGGCCCUGCCCUCCGAUAACUUCAUCUACUCGAUCGAAUUACAGCUUCCCCGCAAAGAGGUUGUCUUGAUGUUUUUAGACCGGGGAGGGGAUCCACCGAAGAGGGAAGCCAGAGCUGUGGUGUUUUUUGGGGCACAGAGUAAGCCCAAUGUAAAGGAAUACAUAGUGGGACCUCUCCCCAACCUAACCUACCAUGUGGAUGUCACUUCUCGCAAUUACAACAGCCUUCUCUUCAAUUCAAGGCCACUAACCUUUCCAGAAUAUAAACAGUUAAAAUUAGCGAUAAACCUGGAGAAAGUUUCAAAACUUUUCAUGGAAAGUUACGAUUUUGAUUGGGAGUCUGCGAGCCCUUUAGGUUCAUCCCCUCCCGGGGUUGCAUCUGGCGACAGAGAAACUUGGUUGUCGUACUUGAAAAAUACGAGUGGGGCCUUCCUGCACCCUAUGGGGUUUGAGCUGUUGGUGGAUCACAGCAGCAUCAAUAUCUCGGAGUGGAACGUGAAGAAAGUCUUUUACAACGGCCAGUACUUUGACAGCAUCGACGAGCUUGCGAAGCAGUACAACAAGGGAUCUGCGCAGAAGAUUAACAUCCAACGAAAAGCUUCGUAUCCAAACUAUGCCUCAUUGAAACCCCGUAAGAAAUUUCAAAGGUUCGGACCUCUUCAAUACGAGCCCCAGGGACAACGAUACUACGUUUUCAAUAAUCACGUUAGGUACUUUGAUUGGGAUUUUGCAUUCCGACACAGCUCCGCUCUAGGUUUACAACUGUUUGAUAUCCGAUUCAAGAAAGAACGACUGGUUUAUGAACUGAGUAUCCAGGAAAUGAGUUCCGCGUAUGGAGGGGAGACGCCAACUUUAAUGAUGACCAAGUUCUUGGACAGUAGUUAUGGAAUUGGGUCGUUUUCCAAUGAGCUGGUGAAGGGCGUGGAUUGUCCCUAUACCGCGACAUUUGUUGAUACGUUACACUUCAAGAACAGCGACAAACCGGUGUUGAUAAGUAACUCCAUCUGUAUUUUUGAACAAAAUCGGGGAAUUCCUCUCAGGCGCCACUUCGAGACUUGGUUGACUGCCCCCUUUUAUGGGGGGUUACUCGACAACGUGCUGAUUAUAAGAUCAAUAUCAAGCGUGGGAAACUAUGAUUACGUGUUUGACUUCGUGUUCCACAACAAUGGGGUGAUUGAAACUAAAGUGUAUCCGACAGGUUAUGCCCUAACGUCGUUUAUUUCGGGAGAAGCAACUAAAUACGGAACCAAACUUGAAGAGAACGUUUUGGGCAAUAUUCAUACCCACUUCCUACACUUCAAGGCUGACUUGGAUAUCGCGGGUACAUCUAACUCUUUUGAAACAAGCGAUGUAGAAUAUCAACUCAAACCAGUCCCAUGGAACACUGACAAGAAGGUAUAUGUACCCACUGUGAAAAAGAAGAUUUUAGAGACAGAGGAUGAAGCAGCCUUCAGAUCUGGAACAAAACUACCUCAAUACCUGAAUUUUGUAAAUUUGGCACAGAAAAAUAAGUGGGGCCAUUCUCGAGGUUACAGGGUUCAAGUGGUAAGCCUCAACCCUAAGAGUGUGCCAGAAGAAAGUCCAGAUGAAAAAGGCUUCUCUUGGCAAAGGUACCAGUUGGCUGUGACAAAGUACAAAGAUCAUGAGCAAAGGAGCAGCAGCAUCUACAAUCAGAAUAACAUGUGGAACCCUCCUGUUUAUUUUGAUGAGUUUAUUAAUGGUGAAAGCAUUCAGAAUGAGGAUCUUGUAGCUUGGAUAACAGCUGGAUUCCUUCACAUCCCCCAUGCAGAAGAUGUUCCCAAUACUGCCACAUCUGGCAAUGGAAUUGGCUUCUUUCUGAAACCUCUCAAUUAUUUUAACAAUGACCCUUCAGUUUACUCCUCAGAUGCAGCUUAUAUUGACCCUGCUGAAAAAACAGAUGAAUGCGAGGAUAAUCCAAUGGCAUGUUUGUCACCAGUUGCAACCUGUACACCAAACCUCCCAGAUUUUACCUAUGGGAAGACUUAAAUCAAUAUUAACUGUUUAUACUAUAGAUUAUAUAACUUCACUAUAGUGAGUAGCUACCUGAUACUGACCACCACUUUUAACUAAGCAUUGAAAAAUAAUUUUAGAUGCUCUGCGGACUCUAUGGAUUAAUUUCAUAUUUCAGUUGCCAUUUAGUUUUAAGGGAGUGAUUAAUCUGAACGUAACAUUAUCAAAUGACAAUGAAUAAAAGGGGAGAUUUUACAAACUCCUGCUCUCAAGGCUAGUGCACACCAAGCAGAGACUCCCAGGAGCUCCAUAAGAUUUCCAUCUAUUGAAUUUUAUUUGCCAGGAAGUUCUCUUGGGCUGCAUUACAAGUGUAUUUUUAAAAACUCUACCCAUGGGUGUACUUUGGUUGAAAACACUUCAUGUUCUUUACUUCACCAGCUCACUGAGAUGUGUUCCAGUCUGACAUAACUAUUUUUUUAAAUGAGGAGUUUUCUAAAAAUGUUUAUUUUCAUUAUAAGCAUUACAAACAGGGGUUAUUGAGGAAUGCUUCACAGAACUGUUUAUCAUUAGGUCUAAUAGUUUCUAACAGCAAAUUCUGAAUCUUUCUAAAAUCUUUUCUAAUGUUUUGAAGAUUCAAUUCCAUGAUUUUUUUCAGUGGAGCCUCCUGUAACUAAUAAAGUGGUCACUGAGUGUAUGUUCAUGAUCUUCUGCUGCUGUAGCCCAUCCACCUCAAGGUUUGACAUGCUGUGCAUGCAGAGAUACUCUUCUGCACACCACUGUUGUAAAGUGUGUUUAUUUGAGUUACUGUCACCUUUCUAUCAGCUUGAGCCAAUCUGGCCAUUCUCCUCUGAACUCUCUCAUUAGCUGCCAUUCACUGGAUGUUUUUUUUUUGUUUUUCACACCAUUUUCUGUACUGGAAAUCAGAAGUUUCUGAGAUACUCAAACCACCCCGUUUGGCACCAAUAAUCAUUCCACGGUCAAAGUCACUUAAAUUACAUUUCUUCUCCAUUCUGAUGUUUGGUCUGAACAACAACUGAACCUCUUGACCAUGUCUGCAUGCUUUUAUGCAUUGAGUUGCUGCCAGGUGAUUGGCUGAUUAGGUAUUGGCAUUAACGAGCAGGUGUACAGGUUUACCUCAUAAAGUGGACAGUGAGUGUAGUUGGAGGAGGGGAGAAUAGAACUAUUACCAGUCUCACACUGCCAAUUUACCCCUCUUAUGCCCCUUUCCCUACCAUAUCUCUGCUACACUUUGACUUCAUUUUCUGUGCUGCUGUGGAGAGAUCUUUUUAGUAUCACUGGCCCACUUCCCUUGUGCCAUUUGCAGACUGUGCGUUCUAACAGAAUCCUGCCGUCUGCAAAACAUGUGGGUUGGGUUUAAUGGUCUUCAAAGGGAAGAAACCAGAUUAACAAUUUCUUAAAGAAAUGUAGUCUAUAUUUUACAAUUUUUUGUGACUUCUGAUAUGGCAUACCUAAAUGGGACAUCUACUUGGCUCACCAAAAAUGUCCGAAUUCCAAAUUCUGGGCAAUCAUUCCCACUCUGGGUUUAACGUUUCACAGACUGUUUUUAUAGCUUCAGUUCAAAAUAUAUUUUUAUGCUUUACACAGCAUACAUGCCAACAUGAAAAACACCUCAGAAAGUAUAGCUAUUUGUCAAUAUAAUCAGGGUGGAAAAUAAAUGUAAUCCUCAGGAUAUACUGUAUGUGUUUUGCAAAUAUUGGAUAAGUAUGGUAUAUGCCAAUGUGUUGUUAACUCCACUUCAAAUAAAGCAGCUAUGGUCCUCAGCAUCUGAGUUCAUGUGAUACCAGAGGUUGGGAUACUCCCAAAUGUGGUGGUGAUCCCUCGUGCAAACUGAUAUGUUUUUGUUAUCUGUAACGUUAUAGCAACAGAGAAGUUAACCACAGCAAUAUUAACUGUGUAUUAAAAGUUCCUGAUAAUUUGCAAAAACAAGGGUUACUUUUGGAAGUGUGCUUACACCAGCUGGCACUAUAAAAAUAAAAAUUAUUUACUAGAGCAAAGAUAAUCUCCACAAAAAUUGAUUUGAUUUCCAUUGCUGAGAUAAUAUAAAACACUCAGUGUCUACCUGCAGUGAAUCAUGGUCCUUUCCACAGAACAAAUUACAGAGAUUUCCUUUGAUAUACUAAUAGAUUUUUGAAACAUAAAACACAGCUUAAGGGAACAAUGAUCCUAACUUUGUCCAAACUUGAAUGUUGAUUUUUUGAUAGCCUGUUGAUUACCCUGAACAAUAUAGACAGUAAAACAGAAACAGAAGUAGAUUGUCUCUUUUGUUCCAUGUGCAAAAAAAAAGAAGCCCUGCUUCUUUUCUGCACAUGAAAACGGCUUCUUAACUAUCUAAGAUGGUAUAAAAUGGAGAGUCUGAGGAACAGCAUGUUGUUUCUUCCUGGGGAUAUCAUAUUCAAGGCAUCCUGACCAUGAGUCAUAUAUUGCCUGGUUAGGCAGUGUUCCUGAAGUCCGACAUAGCUGUUGUCAUGGUCACCAUCACUGGUCAUAAAUGAUGAUAUCUUGCAAUAUGAUGUGUCAUAUUUUCCACUCAAAUGGUUUCUAAUCUAAUGUACAAUGUACAGAAAAAGUCUUCUCAGAAGAAUAUUGAAUCUAUUAUGAGCUAUCUAAUAAAAAUAAAAUGGGGUCUUGGGAACUAUUAUUAAUAUUAAAAUCUGCACCACAGUGUUGAUUAAUAUCACCAUAGCAAUAGCCCAGUGCAGCAAGAUCACAGGAUCACCACACAUGGCCUCAUCAUUAUACAAGGAACCAAAGUGAAAAUAGUGAAAACAAUUCAUAAACUCACCUUUUUAAAAACAGUUUUCUAUUCUUCAGCUACUAUGAGGUGAACACAUUAUAUCUACCUUCAGAUCUGCACAAUUACUAAUGCUUUGGAGCUUAGAUAUAAUAUAUCAAAAGCCACAGCAUUAAGGGACACAAACGCAUAAAUUUUUAACUAGCAAUCCAGAGACUGGGUCCACUAACGAGUUGAAAACCAUUAUGGCAGCUGGGAACUGAACUAAUUAAGUAAAAAUGAGAA
This is a messenger RNA of Mobula hypostoma (lesser devil ray), 5345 nucleotides long. RefSeq names its product membrane primary amine oxidase-like. The coding region runs from base 89 to 2344 and encodes 751 amino acids. Gene Ontology annotation, cellular component: plasma membrane. The record is from RefSeq and is a predicted model, not a curated record. The transcript is spliced from 4 exons. Lineage: Eukaryota; Metazoa; Chordata; Chondrichthyes; Myliobatiformes; Myliobatidae. Gene Ontology annotation, molecular function: primary methylamine oxidase activity; quinone binding; copper ion binding. Gene Ontology annotation, biological process: amine metabolic process.